Molecule: messenger RNA, 5488 nt
Organism: Scomber scombrus (Atlantic mackerel)
Lineage: Eukaryota; Metazoa; Chordata; Actinopteri; Scombriformes; Scombridae
Product: ER degradation-enhancing alpha-mannosidase-like protein 3
Biological process (GO): mannose trimming involved in glycoprotein ERAD pathway; carbohydrate metabolic process; endoplasmic reticulum mannose trimming
Cellular component (GO): endoplasmic reticulum; membrane
Molecular function (GO): calcium ion binding; mannosyl-oligosaccharide 1,2-alpha-mannosidase activity
Source: RefSeq, a predicted model, not a curated record
AGCUCGGUACUCGACGUCAGGUCACUGUAUGGUACUUGGCGACGUGUCAUCGACCAUUUAACUGCAUGACUGUCUGUUUUACACGGCAAGUGAACCAUUUGACUUUACACAAAGGUGUUUCUCUAGCUAACAAUAUAGUUAUGUGUUGGGUUUAGUAAGUAACGCUGCUAACUGGGAGAAAGCAACUUGUUAGCUGCCUAGCAUUAAGGACCCUCCCAUUACUGGGACGGCUAGCGGCUGUUAGCCACACUGUGUCACUGAGCCAUCAAUUUGGCAACAGUUAUUGUUUAUCUAGGCUCAGCUGUAGCUCGCUGCCUCUAUUGUUUACAUGGAUAGCGGUCAUCUGAAGAGCUCCAUGGGCAUGUGGAGGCUGUAACAAGACUGGAUCAAAGCACAGACCAACCACUGUGGAAAUAUGGAAAUGGACCUGGGAGCUAGCUAACGUCUGUUGACGUUUAGACAAGACGUCUACAGCCAACUCUCGACCAAAAAUGAGGAUGAACGGGGGUCUAAAGGAUGACAGCUGUGCCUGCUGGACUGUUUGACUUCGUGUGGGCGUUGGACAAAGGGCAGGGGUUUGUUUGUCCACAUUAAAGCUUAACCUAAUGCAAGAUUACACGAGGAGAAAAGAAAGUACAGGUUGUUGGGAACUGGAUCGCCCGUCUGGCACUGGGAUGAUGCUUAAGACCCUUCUUAUCACCAGUCUGCUUGGCUGGGCAAAAUGUCAAGAGAGCCAGAGCAUGACACUAGAGGAGAAGACUGUCAUCAGGGAUCAAAUCAUUGAAAUGUUUGAUCACGCUUAUGGCAGUUACAUGAAAUAUGCCUAUCCAGCAGACGAGCUGAUGCCUCUAAGCUGCAGGGGGAGAGUCCGUGGACAGGAGCCCAAUAGAGGCGACAUAGACGACUCAUUGGGGAAGUUUUCACUCACACUGAUUGACACCCUUGAUACCCUGGUGGUGCUAAACAAGCUUGAUGAGUUUGAAGAUGCAGUGAGGAAGGCUGUAAAGGACGUACGCCUGGACAAUGAUGUGGUGGUGUCAGUGUUUGAGACCAACAUCAGAGUUCUGGGAGGGCUUUUGGGAGCCCACGUGAUGGCUGACCUGCUCCGUCAGCGUGGGGAAAGGAUGCAGUGGUAUAAAGAUGAGCUCCUGCACAUGGCCAACGAGCUGGGCCAUCGAUUACUGCCUGCCUUCAACACCACAAGUGGCCUUCCUUACCCUAAGGUGAAUCUGCGGUACGGAGUCCUAAAUCCACUUUCACGCACAGGCACUGAAUCAGACACCUGCACAGCCUGCGCAGGAACAAUGAUCCUGGAGUUUGCUGCCCUCAGCAGACUGUCAGGGGACUCUGUUUUUGAGGAGCAUGCCAGGAAGGCUAUGGACGUCCUCUGGGAGAGGAGACAGAGAGGAAGUGACUUGGUGGGGACAGUCAUCAAUAUCCAUAAUGGAGAAUGGGUCCGGAGGGACAGUGGAGUUGGUGCUGGUAUCGAUUCGUACUAUGAAUAUCUGAUGAAGGCUUACAUUCUCCUCGGAGACAAUGUUUUUCUGGAGAGGUUCAACAUUCACUACAUUGCCAUAAUGAAGUACAUAAGUCAGCCUCCCCUGCUGCUCAAUGUACACAUGCACAACCCCACUGUGAGCGUGCGCAGCUGGAUGGACUCUCUCCUGGCGUUCUUCCCUGGCUUACAGGUUUUGAGAGGAGAUCUGAAACCAGCUAUUGAGACUCAUGAGAUGCUUUAUCAAGUCACCAAACAGCACAAGUUCCUUCCUGAGGCUUUCACUACAGAGUUCAGAGUUCAUUGGGGCCAACACCUACUGAGACCAGAGUUUGCAGAAAGCACCUACUACCUCUAUAAGGCCACUGGUGACCCCUACUACCUCAGAGUGGGACAGUCCAUUGUGGAGAAGCUCAACGCCUAUGCCAGGGUGCCUUGUGGGUUUGCUGCUGUGCAAGAUUCGCAUGUUCGCACUGGGACACAUGAAGACAGGAUGGACUCAUUCUUUCUGGCGGAGAUGUUUAAAUACCUGUACCUGCUGUUUUCGGAGAAGACCGAGCUGCCCAUUGAUAUUGACGACUACAUCUUUACCACAGAGGCACACCUUCUACCCGUCUCUCUCUCCACCACCCAGCCAUCCUGUCAAGGCAACAGAUCAGAAACUGUUUAUCAAGAAGAGGAUCUGUUCACACACUCCUGCCCCAGCACAGAGACUUUGUUUCCCAACAACCCUUCAUUUGCCAAAACCAUCCGAGACAGCUAUAAGUACCUCACUGGGGUGGGACGAGCCUUCCAUCCUUUACCUGUCAGGGAAAUUGAACUACCACUCCACGAUAACGGCAUGGAGCCAGUGGAGUUCCUGAAAAGCAUGGGCAUCUCUAUCACCCCAUUGAAUGAGAUCAUGGCUCGAGACAUUGGGAAUCAGAAGGAUCAAAAAGGAGUGUACCGGGUUAAACUUGUGGCAGAGGUGAGCCAGACACCAGAGGAGGAGGAGGUGGUUCCUCAUGUUGUUCAGCUCAUAUCCCCCCCGUUUCUGGGUAGAACAGUCCUCACCGCAGGACCUGCCAAGUUUGGAAUGGACCUCACCAAGCAAGAGCAUGGGGUGAAGGGCAGCAUAGUGAAAGCUUCCCCCUACACAGCAUGCGGGCAAAUAGAUAAUGCAGUGGAGCUUAAAGGCCACAUCGCUCUGGCUCUGCGUGGUGACUGCAUGUUCGCUGCAAAGGCUCGUUGGCUGCAGGAGGCAGGAGCCAUAGGAGUCAUCUUCAUAGACCACCAUGAGGGAAGUAAUAGCGAGGAAACACCACUCUUCCAGAUGGUGGGGGACGGCGACUCCACUGAAGACAUCACCAUGCCUUUGGUCUUCCUGUUCAGCCGUGAGGGUGCCAUGCUCACAGCAGCCCUGGAGGAACAUCACAAUGUAGAUGUGCUGCUGCUUCCCAAGGAGAGGCAGCUUGGACAAGAUAAGAAAGGCAAACCAUUCGGCAUGAACAUCAAACUCCGGCUAGCAGAAGAGGGGGAGCUUGAGGAGGGGGCAGCCAGAGGGCCCACACUGGAGUUUGUCUUGGAGAAAGAGGAGUUGGUGCUUCUUAAUGAAGAGGUGGAGGCAGAAGAGCACAAAGGAGAGCGACAAUCGCAGCAGCAGCAGCAGCAGUUCUGCUCAGAGGCAGCACAGAAUGACAGAACUGAACCGUGUUCAGAAGAAUCGUCUCAAAGCCUAAACUCUAACAAUGGACCAGACUCAAAUCCUUGAACACUUCUGAUCCCAAAGCAGCCAAAGUUUCUUAACACUGAUCCCUCAUGCGUUUCUGAAUGGCAUGUGCCUCAGAGCCCCUCACUGCCCUACGUGGAGCCCCUAACCGCAUGUUUACAACCGAUAGAGGAGAGUCAAGCAGUGUGAUGACCACACUCAGAUCCUUGACUCUGAAACCUAAAGAUGGGUCUAUAUUCAUUAGACAGACCGUCAAAGUGGAACUUUUAGUCCAUGCUGCAGGUGUCUGAAAUGAGGGGUUUUAUUAGACAAAACUAGGUAGUUAAAGGCCAGACGCUGUUGGUUAUUAUGUGCUGGUGCUGUCUAAACCUAGCUAUCGUAGGCACAUACAAGGUGUUUGUGGUGAUAAUGAUGUAGAUCAUUGACUAGAAUUUAAAAUUACCUCACCUAAGAGGAAAACAUAGGCAACGAAAAUGUACGUGACUACAUUUUUAUGCAACGCAGUUUGUUUUUAAUCUAGAUUGCACCUUUUCACUCAAACAAGUACUGUUAAAUAUUCAAUAAUGGUGAAUAGAAUAUUGUUAUGGCCAGUACUGGGUGUUGGCUACCAUAACUUUUCAGUAAUAUAACGUCAGUAGAUGAAGGACACAAAUUGGGGCCAAUUUGGGAAGUUUAUUUUGUUUUGUACUCGUAAGCAACUUCAGGGAAUUUCAAGAGUGAAUGCAGUUUGCAAGUUUUGACAGAUUUGUUUGAAUGUUUGCAUUUUCUUUCUGCUUGUGUGCGUGCAUGUGUGUAAGGUGUGUAAUUACCAUUAUACCCAAGGCAGCGUCAUUAUCACAAUACAUCAUUGCUAUUAGAUAAAACUAUUCCUGUCUUUACAAGUUGUCAUCAUCAAUGAAUUAAAAGUAUAGCAUAUGUAUAAUAGGCUGCCACGAAUCUUUGAUAUUUCAGACUGAAAGCAAUUUUUUCAACCUAUAAAUAACUGUGCAAGCAUUGUUAAUUUAAAAUUAAUCAUGUCCUCUUUCAGAACAUUUAAAAAAAUUACCAAAGCUGGUUUUCCUGGAGAUAAAGUCUUCACGUAACCAUUUGGUUGGUUGCUGAUACAGCAUCAGGCUGGUCUGCAGUCCAAGACUGCUGUGCACUUUGUGAAACAUGUGGCAGAUUCAAACAGAAAUGAUCAUCCAGCCUGUCGUAGCAUUUCUUUGUGUGUGUGUGUGUGUGUGUGUGUGUGUGUGUGUGUGUGUGUGUGUGUGUGUGUGUGUGUGUGUGUGUGUGUGUGUGUGUGUGUGUGUGUGUGUGUGUGUGUGUGUGUGUGUGUGUGUGUGUGUGUGUGUGUGUGUGUGUGUGUGUGUGUGUGUGUGUGUGUGUGUGUGUGUGUGUGUUGCAAUAAGUAGUUUUAAUUUGCAAAAAGUCAAUAAUCAUCCCAUUUAUACUGAGUAAUAAUUAAAUGUUUAUAACAUCUUAAAACAUAAUAAAAACUCUACAGGGUUAGUUUCAAAACAGACAAAUAGGAUUAUAAUAUUUUGUGACGUCCAGUAGGAUUUCUGAAGUGCAGCAAGUUUUUUUUUUUUUUUAAAUUGGUUUAUUAAUGGUUGCAGCUAAACUAGAAAGGUCAGUUGUAUCCUGGAAAUUGUUUCCAAAUGGAUACAGUUGUACCCAGUGAAUUUCUUUGAACGCAAUUUGGAUCUAGUUUUGUGUUGUCAGUCUCUAUCUCUCUCACACUCUACACAAAUGAGACGGAGAUGUUGUGGGCAUUAUGAUGUGUAAUAACUUUAUGCAACAAUUCAGAAACAUGCAUUACUGUUAAAUCAGUUUGUUCAUAUAUUCACUUUAAUCUCACUAAUUAUAGUUUGCAUGGUUUUUGUUUUUUUGUGAUACAUGAAAAUGUGAGCUGAUUUAUUUUAUUAAGUUUGUACAGUGGACCUUUUCUCAAUGCUGCUGAGUCAAGUCUUAAUCCAACAUGACUUUUUUUUUUUGGUGUUUAGUAUGUAUGAGAACCUGUAUACCUCAGGACUGUGUACAUUACUGUUCACACAGAGAAAACAACCAUGAAGACAAGAAAUAGGGUGUUUUUUGUAUUAUUUUUCAUGCUAUUUAAUAUUGUGCUCAGCUGUUUUCUAAAAUUUCGGUUUUUCAGCAACUAAAAUUCAAAAAGUGCCAAAAGAGAUGCAUGACAUGGCUCCUGUUUCUGUUUCACAUCUUCUCUGUAUUCCGUUUCUGAGCUUUGAUGAGGCUGACUCAUCAGUGAAUUAACUCAUCAAUGAAUUAAAACUCACAAUUUCAAA